Trichomonas vaginalis G3 is the source of this 897-nucleotide messenger RNA. RefSeq lists its product as uncharacterized. The record is from RefSeq and is a predicted model, not a curated record. The coding region runs from base 1 to 897 and encodes 298 amino acids. The transcript has a single exon. Lineage: Eukaryota; Parabasalia; Trichomonadida; Trichomonadidae.
AUGUCAAAUCAAGAUUUAUCAGGCUCACAGAAUCCACACUUACAAUUAAAGAAAUACGUUGACCGUUCUGGUGCCAAAAAUCAUCUUGAAGCUUUUUAUGUUAGCGAAAUCGCAAAAGCAGCUUACAAAUUCAACAAAAAACGUCUCCAAACUACGAUAACAGUUGAAGAUACAGUACCAUUUGCAAUAUGCAAUAGAAUGGUUCAAGAUUUCUUUAAAAAACAUCCAGAAAUUAAACUCACAAAAGAUAUUAUGAGAAUUGAGCAAAAAGAUCAAGAUAUAACUUUUACAAACAGAGGAUCAUAUCGUAAAUUACAAUUUAAGCAUGAUUUUAUGAUUGUAAAAGAACUCCUUCAAUGGAAUGAUACAGUUAAAGAAGAAAGAAUUAGAUUAGAAUCUGAAAGAGAGCAAGCAGAAAAGCAAAAACAAGCUGCAGAAGAUUUAAGACUACAAAAUGAGGAAGAAGAAAAGCGCAGACUUAAACAACUUGAAAUCGAAAAAGCUUGGAAGGAAGAUCAUAAAGAGAAGCAAGAAGAACCAAAUGAAAUAGAAUACGACGAAGUUCCAGAUGAAGAAGAGGAAGCUGAAAGAGAAGAAAAGAAAGAAAGGGCUAAAUCAGUUAAAAUCAUUACAACGGAAAGAGCUGCUUCAUUGGAAGGCGGAAGCUGGGGAGAACCAACAAUUAGAAUCAUACAGAAAACGCCUGCUUCUUUACUUCCAGCUGGUUCAAGAAAUCCACCUCUUUCUCGCGGUCCUAAAUCUCCAAACGCCAAAUCUGUGAUGCAAGUUUCAUUUCCAGCAGGUUCUGUUUAUGGAGGAUCUCGUGGAGAAGCAAGAUCUGUUGCUUCUAGCACAAUGCGAAGAAGAAUCAAACCCCCAAUCAACCAAAACCAGUAA